Molecule: messenger RNA, 750 nt
Organism: Klebsormidium nitens
Lineage: Eukaryota; Viridiplantae; Streptophyta; Klebsormidiophyceae; Klebsormidiales; Klebsormidiaceae
Source: the annotation of a GenBank genome assembly
AUGGGCUUCGGAAGCGGGGCGGGACGCGGUAGUGGAGCAGUCUUCCCAAUUGGCUUCGGAGGUGGGGGCUUCGCAAUGGGCUUUGGAGGCGGGGGCUUCGCAAUGGGCUUCGGAGAGUGGGCGCAGGAGGAGGGGGGCGUACAACAGGCACAGGAGGUGCGCGCAAAGGUUGUGGUGGAGGGGCGCGUAUGGGUGGUACAGGAGGUGGCCGUACAGCAGGCACAGGAGGGGCGCGCGAAGGUGGAGGGGCGCGUACGGGCAGUACAGGCUGUGCAGGAGGUGGCCGUGCAGGCGGCGUCGGAGGUGCACGCGCAGGCGGUCUACUCGCAAAGUGUUCUGCACGAGCUCUGUCUGCAGUCAGGAUCCAAGCGUUACUUGAGUAUCCACCAGCGCUCGCACUCGAAGACGAAUGCUCCUCUUGCAAGUCUUGAGGGAUGGAAGCAGCACUUCAAGUACAAGCACAUCUUUCGUAUCCCUGACGGCCGAGUAUGGAACACCCAACUCGGGAGCUUCCAGAAGGGGACCAGGUCAGACGGGUACACGGCACUACGUAUUGAGGGGAAAGUGGUCAAGAGACACCGCCUCAACUUCGAGAUUGCCACCGGAAGAGCGAUCAAGCCCGGCGGAUUCUCCGGGGGUCCACCAAGGGGCCGAGGGGCUACAUAUUUCGCUGGUGCCCUGAGCACCUCGCCGAGCAGUCGGACCAACCAGGCGAAGUAUGGAAAGAUGCCAUUUUUGCGGGGCAGCUAA